Molecule: messenger RNA, 258 nt
Organism: Colletotrichum orchidophilum
Lineage: Eukaryota; Fungi; Ascomycota; Sordariomycetes; Glomerellales; Glomerellaceae
Exons: 2
Coding region: 1-258 (85 amino acids)
Source: RefSeq, a predicted model, not a curated record
AUGCGGCCGAGUGGGGACUUUUACGACUCGGAGCUGGUUCGCUACCAUAAGGAUAGAAAGGUCGAGAAGGCCAUCACUGCGAUAGUCAUUGCGGCUGGCUUCCUGAUGCUUGUGGCACCGAUGUGGAUUCUGGUCUUCGUCUCGGGCGCUCUCGAGAGGCUUGGUGUUAUAACCGCGCUUGCAGCAUUCUUCCUUGCCCUGGUCUCAACGGUGACCGUCGCCACACCAUUCGAGACACUGGCAGCAACAGCGGCUUGA